GGGUCCCACCUGAGAACAGCGCCAUUCCAACCCCAAUAGUCCGAAAAUGGAAAGAGAUGCGAAAUUUGUACAUCGUUUUCGCCAACCGCGAUGGGGCUCCCAAGGCAACGACGCACCGUCUGACACCCACGGAGCGUCAUAGCUGACAAAUGGACCUGCGUAUGAUGAAAGGCGGGGAUCAGCAGUAGCAAGGUGUCCUCGCGUCUGGUAUGUAUAUAGCGAAGCGUGGAAGCUCAAACUGUCUUUUCUUUGGCCCCGCACUUCUGCUCUUCGCUCCCUAACAAACGCGUGCUAUGCCUUCGAACACAGGCUCUUCCCGCUGGCGGCAUCGUAUCUGUACGGUGACUACCUCAUCAGGAGAGCCAAUCCGCCUCAACUACAUUGACUGCCCUCCUCCCUCUUCCGUCGACUACAAAGGCGUCAUCCUCCUCAUCCACGGAUUCCCCCAAACAUCGUACCAAUUCCGCCAUGUCAUCACACCGAUAUCCGACGCCGGAUACAGAGUCAUCACCCCCGACUAUCGCGGAGCUGGGAUGUCGUCCAAAUCUAUGGCUGGAUAUGAGAAAUCCCAAAUGGCUGAAGACCUGCAUAUCCUCAUCCAUGCGCACCUGGGCAUCAAAGAGAAGAUCCACGUCUUGGGCCACGACAUCGGCGGCAUGAUCGCCUUUCCUUACGCAUGUCAGUAUGUGGAAGAUGUCGCGAGCCUUAUAUGGGGUGAGUGCCCGCUCCCGGGAACGAGCAUCUACGAGAACGUCAAGGGAAUACCGGAUGUCUUCCACUUCGUCUUCCAUCGGAUUCCGGAUCUACCUGAAGCGCUGAUUGCGGGGCGUGAACGCGAAUACCUGAAGCAUUUCUUCGAUAAGCAAAUGUACAACAGCGCUGCGAUUGGACCGGCUGACUUGGAGCACUACACGCUUUUGUACUCUCAGCCUGGGGCGAUGAGAGCCGCGCUGGAGGUGUACCGAGCAUUUGAGAAAGACGCAGAGGAGAACAGGAAGUGGUUGGCGGAGAACGGGAAACUGAAGGUUCCGAGCUUGUUGAUGACGGGAAACGAGUUUUUGCUGGCGCCGCAUACGGGUACUAUGAAGGAUGAGGUGCACGAGGCGGAGACCGCGGAGGUGUUGAUGGUAGAAGGAAGUGGUCAUUAUAUUGCGGAAGAAAACCCGGAGGCAUUUGUGAAGGGAGUUUUGGGAUUUGUUGGGAAGCACGGGUAGGAUGGUUCCUUUUCUUCAUCGAAACCGUUCGCGCAUUCAGGACGAGUAUUCCUGUUCCGUGCACAGGGCUUUCAGAACCGAACACUACCUCGAACAUUCAUUGCUUUUUGUUCUCGGACCUUCACACGUGUUCUCCAAUUGCAAUUUUAAAGGGCUUCCUCACCACGAUUACGUCGCCGUCUGGUUUAGAUAGAAUUGGGUAUUGUGAAACCGCUCUAUCGCUCGGGCGAACUGAGUCUAUG
This is a messenger RNA of Trematosphaeria pertusa, 1456 nucleotides long. RefSeq names its product soluble epoxide hydrolase. The coding region runs from base 294 to 1214 and encodes 306 amino acids. The transcript has a single exon. Gene Ontology annotation, molecular function: hydrolase activity. The record is from RefSeq and is a predicted model, not a curated record. NCBI's taxonomy places the organism in Eukaryota, Fungi, Ascomycota, Dothideomycetes, Pleosporales, Trematosphaeriaceae.